AUGGCUCAAAGAUUGCAUCUUCUUCUCUUUGUACACUUUUUUUCUAAACUUCUUUGCUUUUCAAGUCAACAAGACUUCAGUUUCGUCUACAAUGGCUUUAACCAAGGUCAAGCCGACCUUAACCUUGACGGGGCCGCAAGAUUCCAAAACUCAGAUGGAUUGUUGCAGCUAACCGAUGCAACGGCUCAGAAAAUGGGUCACGCUUUCUUCAACAAACCAUUCGAUUUCGGUUCAGUUCCAUCUCAAUCUCUCUCUUUCUCGACUCAUUUCGUUUGCGCUUUGGUUCCUAAACCAGGAGCUGAUGGUGGUCAUGGGAUUGCCUUUGUUCUAUCAUCUUCAAUGGAUCUCACACAAGCAGAUCCAACUCAAUACUUGGGUCUCUUCAGCAUCUCAACUAACGGAUCUCCUUCUUCUCAGCUUCUAGCUAUCGAACUUGAUACAGUCCAGAGCGCAGAGUUUGACGACAUCGACAAGAACCAUGUCGGUAUAGACAUCAACAGCCUCCACUCUAAUGUCUCUGCUUCAGCUUCUUAUUAUUCCGACAGAAAAGGGACGAACAAAAGCUUGACACUCUUGAGUGGAGCUCCUUUACAGGUAUGGGUUGAUUAUGAAGAUUCUCUACUCAAUGUUACAUUAGCUCCUCUAAGAAACAAGAAGCCAAGUAGGCCUCUUUUGUCAAGAAACAUCAAUCUCACAGAAAUCUUCCCGGGUCGAAAAGCGUUUGUCGGGUUUUCUGCAGCAACUGGUUCAUUGAUCAGUUAUCAAUACAUCUUGGGGUGGAGUUUCAGCAGAAGCAGAGUUUCAUUACAGAGUCUUGACAUCUCUAAACUUCCCACUGUUCCUCGUCCCAAGAUAACAAAGAAAACAUCUCCUCUGCUUAUUGUUCUGUUGGUUAUACUCGCGCUCGUAGUAACGGCCGUUCUCGGAGGAGUUUGUGUGUACAGAAGAAAGAAGUACGCAGAAGUUAAAGAGCCAUGGGAAGAGCCGUACGGUCCACUUCGUUAUUCCUACAAAUCUUUAUAUAAAGCAACAAGAGGGUUUAACAAAGAUGAUCGUCUUGGACAAGGCGGUUUUGGAGAAGUCUUUAAAGGAAACCUUCCUCUUGUAGGAGGUAUAGCGGUGAAGAGACUAUCACACGAUGCAGAGCAAGGGAUGAAACAGUUUGUUGCUGAAGUUGUGACAAUGGGAAGCUUAAAGCACAAGAAUCUGGUUCCUCUUCUAGGAUAUUGCAGGCGAAAAGGCGAGUUAUUGCUUGUCUCUAAGUACAUGGAAGGAGGUAGUGUCGAUCAGUACUUGUUUCACAGUGAUAAACCGCCUCUUUCUUGGUCUCAAAGGCUAGCGAUUUUGAGAGAUAUCGCGUCUGCGCUCUGUUACUUGCAUACAGGAGCUAGUCAUGUUGUUUUACACAGAGAUAUCAAAGCUUCUAAUGUCAUGUUGAAUGGAGAUUUACAAGGGUUCCUAGGAGAUUUUGGGAUGGCUAGGUUUGAUGAUCAUGGAGCUAACCUCUAUACAACAGCAGCUGUUGGAACAAUUGGUUACAUGGCGCUUGAGCUAACGUCAACAGGAACUUCAACAGGAACCGAUGUGUAUGCAUUUGGUGCAUUCAUGCUUGAGGUAGCGUGUGGGAGGAGACCAUUUGAUCCAGAGAUGCCUGUUGAGAAACGACAUUUGGUCAAAUGGGUUUUUGAAUGCUGGAGAAAGGGUUCUCUAGUUGAUGCUAUAGAUACAAGAUUGGGAAGUAAGUUCAUACCUUGGGAAGUAGAAAUGGUUCUGAAACUUGGGUUGUUAUGUACAAGCAUCGUGCCAGAUUCAAGACCAACAAUGGAGCAAGUGGUGCAGUACAUAAACAUGCACCAAACGUUGCCUGAUUUCUCUCCGGAUACUCCUGGAGUUGGAGUUUCUACGCCGGUGUUAAUGGGAGUACCUUCUUUGGGAAUCAAUUUCUCUUCAGGGUUUUCAUCAGCAUCACCACCAUCAGUUUCUUCUUCCUCUGCUAACAACUCAAUGUUCAUCUCUCACACAAUCAUUUAUGGUGAUGGAAGAUGA
Molecule: messenger RNA, 2046 nt
Organism: Thlaspi arvense
Lineage: Eukaryota; Viridiplantae; Streptophyta; Magnoliopsida; Brassicales; Brassicaceae
Source: the annotation of a GenBank genome assembly